This is a messenger RNA of Ascochyta rabiei, 1320 nucleotides long. Its product is annotated as [Pyruvate dehydrogenase (acetyl-transferring)] kinase. Bases 1 to 1320 code for a protein of 439 amino acids. Gene Ontology annotation, molecular function: pyruvate dehydrogenase (acetyl-transferring) kinase activity. NCBI's taxonomy places the organism in Eukaryota, Fungi, Ascomycota, Dothideomycetes, Pleosporales, Didymellaceae. The transcript has 5 exons. Gene Ontology annotation, cellular component: mitochondrion. The record is from RefSeq and is a predicted model, not a curated record. Gene Ontology annotation, biological process: regulation of glucose metabolic process; protein phosphorylation.
AUGUCGUGGAAACGCUCGGAGAAGCUGAUGGAGACCAUCAAGCACUACAGCAACUUUCCCGCGACCGGUGUUUCCCUCCGCCAGAUGGUGCAGUUUGGCGAGAAGCCGUCCACAGGCACCCUCUUCCGCGCCUCGCAGUUCCUUUCCGAGGAGCUGCCCAUCCGACUGGCACAUCGCGUGCAGGAGCUCAACGACCUCCCCGACGGCCUCAACGAGAUGCCGUCCAUAUGCAGGGUCCGCGAUUGGUAUGCCCAGUCGUUCGAGGAACUCGUCCAGCUGCCCCGGCCGAACCUGCCCAGCGACGUCAAAGACCGGCUCUUGAAGCCCGCCAAGCGCACAUCGCCCCUGAUCAAGGCAACGCAGAACCCCAGCAUACAAAAGGGCCAGUACCGCUCGGCGCCCGAGAGCGGCCAUGGCAACGGCCACGGCCACGGGAAAGACCACAAGGGCGCAACCUCGAGCCGGAGAUACUUUGCUGCCGCAGACGACGGCCUGGACUGGCCGCCCGAGCUGAGCGCCUACAACACAAAGUUUGCAGACACCCUCGAGAAGAUCAAGAGGCGGCACGACAGCGUCGUGACCACCGUCGCCCAGGGCAUCCUAGAGUGGAAGCGCAAGAGACAGAGGAUGCAGAUCGACCACAACAUCCAGGCCUUCCUCGACCGCUUCUACAUGUCUCGCAUUGGCAUCCGCAUGCUCAUCGGCCAGCACAUCGCCCUCACCGACCAACGCUCCCGCUCCGAUCCCAACUACGUCGGCAUCAUCUGCACCAAGACCAACGUCCGCGAACUCGCCCAGGAAGCCAUUGAGAACGCGCGUUUCGUCUGCGAAGACCACUACGGCCUGUUUGACGCGCCCAAAGUUCAGCUCGUCUGCAACAACGACAUCAGCUUCAUGUACGUGCCCGGCCACUUGUCGCACAUGCUCUUCGAGACGUUGAAGAACUCUCUCCGUGCCGUUGUAGAGCGCCACGGCCAGGACAAGGACGACUUCCCCGUCACCAAAGUCAUCGUCGCCGAGGGCAAAGAGGACAUUACCAUCAAAAUCUCCGACGAGGGAGGCGGUAUCCCGCGAUCCGCGAUCCCCUUGGUAUGGACAUACAUGUACACAACGGUAGACCAGACACCGAGCCUCGACCCCGAUUUCAACAAGAGCGACUUCAAGGCCCCGAUGGCUGGCUUCGGCUACGGACUUCCUAUAUCGCGGCUGUAUGCGCGGUACUUUGGCGGUGAUUUGAAGUUGAUAAGCAUGGAAGGCUACGGCACAGACGUCUACCUCCACCUCAACCGGCUCUCUUCGUCGUCGGAACCGCUCCAAUAG